Suillus discolor is the source of this 840-nucleotide messenger RNA. Its product is annotated as 60S ribosomal protein L18A. The record is from RefSeq and is a predicted model, not a curated record. The coding region runs from base 98 to 610 and encodes 170 amino acids. Gene Ontology annotation, molecular function: structural constituent of ribosome. The transcript is spliced from 5 exons. Gene Ontology annotation, biological process: translation. Gene Ontology annotation, cellular component: ribosome; cytosolic large ribosomal subunit. Lineage: Eukaryota; Fungi; Basidiomycota; Agaricomycetes; Boletales; Suillaceae.
CACAAAUAUUGACAAACAACUACCUCAAACCUUGGUGUAGAUAGUGGUUUCGCCGUCCUCGCCAACGUCAACGCCUCAAGAACAAGUCAAUCUCAAAAUGGGCCUCAAAGAAUUCCAGGUCGUCGGACGUCACUUACCUACCACCAAUGAUCCCAACCCCAAAAUCUAUCGCAUGCGCAUCUUUGCUCCUAAUGAAGUUGUUGCAAAAUCCCGGUUCUGGUAUUUCCUCAGGCAAUUGAAGAAGGUCAAGAAAGCCAGUGGUGAAAUCAUUGGUGUCAACGUUAUACAUGAGGCAAAACCUCUGAAGGUCAAGAACUUCGGUAUCUGGCUCCGUUACGACUCGCGAUCGGGAACCCACAACAUGUACAAGGAGUUCCGUGACCUCUCCCGUGCUGAUGCAGUCAAAAGCCUUUACCAGGACAUGGCUGCCAGGCAUCGUGCCCGCUUCCGGUCGAUCCACAUCCUCCGUGUUGUUGAGAUCGCUAAGACUGAUGAUGUCCGCCGCCCGUACAUCAAGCAGCUCCUUACCCCCAACCUCAAGUUCCCCCUUCCCCACCGUGUUGGCAAAUCUGCUGCGACAUUCGUCGCUCAUCGUCCUUCUACUUUCUGAUUGUCUGUUACGAUUGAAGGCGCCACGGAGUAUGGAUUUGCAUGCAUACCUAAGUACGGGUUCAUAUGUAAAAUUUCUUCGUCCUGCAAUGGUCGAUAUUCAUAUGCAUAUAUGACAUCCAAGCUCAUGAUUUUAAUCCUUUGCGCGAUCUGUAGGUGAUCGGAACUUGACAAUGUGGCACGUCCUAUAUCGCGGGUGAUUCUACCUGUGGUUGACCAUUCUAGUCUGCA